AUGCCUCCAUCUAACUGUAAUGAGCUGGGGAAGCGUGCCCCCACUCCGAUCCGGGAGAAGGAGGUGACUCUGUGUAUGAAGUGCCAGGAGCCGUUCAACUCCAUCACCAAGAGACGCCACCACUGCAAAGCCUGUGGACACGUGGUGUGUGGAAAGUGUUCAGAGUUCAGGGCCCGUCUACUCUAUGACAACAACAGGGCUAACAGGGUGUGUAUCGACUGCUACACCACCCUAGUCGGGGUUCCCCCCUCCCCCGCCAGUCUGACCAGCAGCGCAUACAGAAGACGGUCAAUAUUAGAGAAACAGGCGUCGGUGGCUGCAGAGAACAGUGUGAUGUGUAGCUUCCUCCACCACAUGGAGAAGGGAGCAGGCAGAGGCUGGCAGAAAGCCUGGUUUGUCAUCCCAGAGAAUGAACCACUGGUCCUGUACAUAUACGGUGCUCCUCAGGAUGUGAAAGCCCAGCGCUCUGUCCCUCUGAUUGGCUUCGAGGUCUCCCUUCCUGAGUCAUGUGACCGCAUGGAACGCCGCUUUGCCUUCAAAAUCAGCCAAUCACACCUUACGCUCUACUUCAGCGCCGACGGGGAGGAGCUACAGCGCCGCUGGACAGAGGUCCUAUCACGCGCAGGGAGAGGGGAGGAGCUACAGGCUCACGGCUCAAUCAUAGAGACGCUAGAGGAGGAAGGGGAGGAGACUGCAACCUCGGGAGAGAAUACGUGAUUGGUUAGAAGGCGUAAAAUCAGUAUUAGAUCAUCUGCUGUAUACUCAUAAAAACUACAAACUACAAACUACAAACUACAAACUACAAACUGUACAGAUCAUGAGCAGCACAUACGCACAGUUUAAAACUUACAAACAAACACACACACACACACACACACACACACACACACACACACACACACACACACACACACACACACACACACACACACACACACACACACACACAGACAGACACGCACCUCUCUGUAUUUAAUGUCAGUGAUCAGUCAGUUGCAUGAUAAUCUGCAGGUCCGUUUCUUUCAGUCAGUGUAUUGCUCAUCGUCUCAUUAGUGAACCAGUGUUUGCAAUAACAAAACAAUGGCAGUCAGAGUAAAGUGUUGCUCCCCUCCUCCCUUCAGAAGAAAUACAUUACAUGAAGAUUAGUGUGUCAUAGUGAUUUUACAUCCUUUCAUUCUGAGCACGGAACAGACGUCCUCCUCCGUACGUUUUUUCUCUGCCAAAAUCCAUGUUGACGAUGUCAUGUUUAGAACAUUGAGUGGUUGCUAUGCUGUCUGAGUGUUCUAGGGUUCUAGGGUUCUGAGUGUUCUAUGGUUCUAGGGUUCUGAGUGUUCUAUGGUUCUGAGUGUUCUAUGGUUCUGAACGUGUGUAACUCUCCACAGAAGGAAGUAGAAAGGUGAUUAUACACUACAGCUGUGUUUCAGUGUCUGUUCCUCCGUGUGAAAUGGCUGUUGUUUGGAUGGUGAUGGUGAUUGUUGUCCUAUCCUAUCUGUUACUUUCUUCCUAAUGCAAUGAGAUGAUUCCUGAAGGGCUGGACAGUGUUGGAACGUGAUAAUGGACUGAGGGCUAACUGACCCCUGGACGGACGGACGGACAGAGACUGUCCCUGAAUCCCUGGCCCCCUUUGGCUGAAGAGAAGAGGAAACAAUAUGGCUGCCUGCUACAGUCUGCUCCUGGGGAUGUUAAGCUACAGAUGGAGGAUCAUAAUAUGAGACAGUUUGCUACAGCUGGAAUCCUGCAGAAACAGGACAUGUGAAUUAUUAUGUGGAUUAUAAUAAAUUAACCUUUUUUUUUUUA
Messenger RNA from Salvelinus namaycush (lake trout), 1797 nucleotides. Its product is annotated as FYVE, RhoGEF and PH domain-containing protein 1-like. NCBI's taxonomy places the organism in Eukaryota, Metazoa, Chordata, Actinopteri, Salmoniformes, Salmonidae. Gene Ontology annotation, cellular component: cytoplasm. The transcript has 5 exons. Gene Ontology annotation, molecular function: metal ion binding. Gene Ontology annotation, biological process: cytoskeleton organization; filopodium assembly. The record is from RefSeq and is a predicted model, not a curated record. The coding region runs from base 1 to 717 and encodes 238 amino acids.